Oreochromis aureus is the source of this 5811-nucleotide messenger RNA. RefSeq names its product solute carrier family 18 member 2 (gene slc18a2). The coding region runs from base 99 to 1649 and encodes 516 amino acids. The transcript has 16 exons. Gene Ontology annotation, molecular function: xenobiotic transmembrane transporter activity; serotonin:sodium:chloride symporter activity. Gene Ontology annotation, cellular component: synaptic vesicle membrane; terminal bouton. The record is from RefSeq and is a predicted model, not a curated record. NCBI's taxonomy places the organism in Eukaryota, Metazoa, Chordata, Actinopteri, Cichliformes, Cichlidae. Gene Ontology annotation, biological process: aminergic neurotransmitter loading into synaptic vesicle; xenobiotic transport; transmembrane transport.
UCAUCAUCUCCUCCCAUCUCUUGCCUCUCCAGCUCGUCCUUCCACAUCUAAGGAGUACUUACCUUUUCGAUUGUAUUGCGCUUUUCGGGACUUGCGCCAUGGGGGGAUUAGACGCACUCCGGCAGUUUAAUUUGGUCAAAUGGCUCAGAGAGGAGAGACAAUCGAGGAAACUGAUUCUCUUCAUUGUUUUUGUCGCUCUGCUUCUGGACAACAUGCUGCUGACGGUAGUCGUUCCCAUCAUUCCCAGCUACCUGUACACUCUGGAUGAGUCGACAGACGUGCUAAAGAACAACACGGCACCGAAGCAGGAUUCUCCAGCAUCCUUCCAAAGCAUUGUGUCCUUAUACGACAACACUGUUAGGCUGUCUGGGUUCAAUACUACAGCUAGGACUACUGACCUGGUCCCUCCAACCCCUACUGGUACACAGCUCCCACCAAACUCAACCGACUGCCCCCGGUCCACCAACAAGCUGAUUAAUGAAAAUGUCAAAGUAGGAAUGCUGUUUGCUUCCAAGGCCACCGUGCAACUGAUUACCAACCCAUUUGUAGGGCCAAUCACAAACAGGAUCGGAUACCAGCUUCCCAUAUUUGCUGGCUUCUGUAUAAUGUUCAUCUCUACUAUCAUGUUUGCCUUCUCAUCGAGCUACGCUCUGCUGUUUCUGGCCAGAUCGCUUCAAGGCGUGGGUUCGUCCUGCUCGUCUGUGGCUGGGAUGGGAAUGCUCGCCAGUGUGUACACAGAUGAUGAGGAGAGAGGUCAUGCCAUUGGCAUUGCCUUGGGAGGUUUGGCCUUAGGAGUGUUAGUUGGACCCCCAUUUGGCAGUGUGAUGUAUGAGUUUGUUGGGAAGACAGCUCCUUUCCUUAUUUUGGCAUUCCUGGCUAUGUUUGACGGAGCUCUGCAGCUUUUUAUUCUUCAGCCCACCAAGGUGACACCAGAGAGUCAGAAGGGGACGCCACUGUUGACACUGAUGAAGGAUCCAUAUAUACUAAUAGCAGCAGGUGCCAUUUGUUUUGGAAAUAUGGCUAUUGGCAUGAUGGAGCCAACUGUGCCAAUCUGGAUGAUGGAGACCAUGUGUGCCAGGAAAUGGCAGCUAGGCGUUGCUUUCUUACCAGCAUCCAUCUCCUACCUUAUUGGAACCAACAUCUUUGGCACGUUUGCACACAAAAUGGGGAGAUGGCUUUGUGCUCUUAUUGGAAUGGUUGUGGUUGGGAUCAGUGUAAUAUGUGUUCCCUUUGCUAGAGACAUCUAUGGUCUGAUUCUUCCUAACUUUGGUGUUGGUUUUGCCAUUGGCAUGGUGGAUUCCUCUAUGAUGCCUAUAAUGGGUUACUUGGUGGACCUGCGGCACGUGUCUGUUUAUGGAAGUGUGUAUGCGAUUGCCGAUGUAGCUUUCUGCUUGGGAUUUGCAUUAGGUCCAUCUAUUGGAGGUUCCAUUGCUGAAAGUAUUGGCUUCCCUUGGCUGAUGACCAUCAUUGGAAUAGUGGAUAUAAUAUUUGCUCCUCUCUGCAUCUUUCUGAGGAACCCACCAGGACAAGAAGAGAAAAUUGCGAUUUUAAUGGACACAAACUGUUCAAUGAAGACGAGAUCCUACUCUACUCAGGGGGCAUACUACCAGGGUGAAGACAUGGAUCCAGAAUAUGACGAUUAUGAUUAACAGGACCCCAGCCAUGCAGGGUAACCCUUCAGAGGAUCUAUUUUGUUGUACAAAAAGAAGGAAUAGAAGAAAAUCACAGCAAACGAAACAAAACAGCCAAGAUAUUUCCACGUGAAUGUCCUGCAUUCAAUCGUCACUGUUCACUGUCUUCUUAGCAGUUGUACUGGAGCAAACCAAAGUUGUCCUUUCUCUGUGAUUUCAAGCGCAUUGUGUUGCACGUAUUUUGUUUAGCCAACAGCCUUAUUCGAUGAGAGCGAAAACACCUUUUAGGUGCAGUUUGCUGAUCUGUCUUUAUCCUGUAUUGGACAUUCAGUUUUAACAUAACAGCCCUGGGUAUUAGUGUCACAUUUAGGUGUGUAAGUUGAUAGUAAAAAUGGGGAUUUUUGCGAUAAGUCGAGAAACUGCAGUCUGUCAAAAUCCAGAAACAUUUGUCAGACGCAGGUGGCCUCCCCCACACCGCUGCUGUAGAGGACCUGUGUUAGGAAGUUAACACACUUAAUGCUAUAAGAGAUGAGGAACGUAUUCUUAAACACAUUAUCAAUACAUGUUUAUCCUUCUAACAAGAACAGAGACUGUAUGUUUUUCGAAUCUCUGAAACUUUCAGUGAUAAAAGUCAAUUAGAAUAAAGCCCAUGUCCAGAUUACACCAGUGCUACCAAGCUACACCACAGCAUAGUCACACGCGUACUCAAGCACAACAGCAUGGACUUGGUGUUACUGGAGAUACUUUAGGUGAAUUUUUCGUGCCCCACCCUCCCCGUCUUGGGGCUCUGGUCUGAAAUGGUCGGCUUACUAAUACAAAGAAACAUGUUUAAAGCCUGUUACAAAUAAGUCUUUACAAGUAUUUUCCUCAUUCACAACAAAUGUAUGAGGUACUUUUUAAAUAAUUUACACAUUAAGGGGUGUGAAUGCUUUGAUAGGCGACCCAACACAGGUCCUGUUUAUGCUGCUGGUGAAGCAUUUGUCUGCGAUGAGGGAAACUGAUCUCCGGGCUUUGCACUUCAAAGCCUGUUAAACAGUUUAUAUAGUUUAUAGAUGCAACUUGCUAACCACUGUAGCUAGCACUGAUUUCACUCAUAUGGACAACAGUACUGUGUUGCUGACACAUUACCCCUGCACACUGUGCUCAGCCAUGGAAACCAGUUACCAGUGACCCCCGAUUGUAACUUUACCUGUUACACUGUGGCUGAGCUGCUGCAGUUAGGUAACCACAGCAACUCUUAACCCCGGAGGGGAGAUAUUUCACAGACUGAUGGCUGUGCGUUUGAGUUUAUACACCUGUGGCAUUGUCACUGAAAACACCUGGAUUCCAAUACUUUUGUCCAUAUGGCUCGAACACAACAAACCUCUGCGUCUGAGUCGGGAUAAUAACAAUGACAUCAUGAUGGCUGUGUCCAUAUGUGGGCAGUUUGCUGUAGCCAGAAGAGCAGAGUUGUAAAAAGACACAUUGGACCUUUAUGCUUUCUAUUCCCUCAAAACUGCCAGUGUAGUUUCAUACUGCUUAAUAAAUCAGUUUUGUCUGCAACCAAAGAUUUGCACUAAUUACUGUUGCUUUAAAUUGCUACAUGUUCCUGUCCGACUGGCAUCUGAGAAGUGCUCGUUAUAUGUCAUAGUUUCGGCACACGAAGAACACCAACCCCCGUUUGGACACAGUUUGGUUUGUAAUGUUAACUGGACUCAGGUCUGGGCUCCUUCUAAUGUACUGGCUCAGUGCACACUGGGACUAUGAGCUGAAUGACUUCAUAAACACUGACACAAUCCCGACUUUAACCGUAAGCUUUUCACUUUUUGAAAUAUUGUCAAAAUGCAUAAUUGCAAGACUUUGCUGAGGGCAGAGGUUUAUGUGUGCUGGAAUAUAUUUGUUAGAACUAAAAUGUUAGAACACACAGAAGGAAACUGAUUUUUUAAAAAAAACUUUAAUUCAUUAAUGUCUGAAGGGAACCAGAGGAAGCAUACAGAUCCUAUUGGACAACACGACAGCAUGCAGUUCCUGCACAGAUUUUUAUUGUGGCCAACAGUGGAAGCAGCAGCAUUUUGAUUGACAGUUAGAAGCGUGUAACCAGCUGUGGUUGAGUAUGGGGGAGGGUUGUUUCCUGGUGACCUUGCCCUGAGCCUUUCUGCUCUGAGCCAUCAUUACGGUUGUUUCUUACAUCUGUGCUUCCUGUGCUGUGUCAAAAUAUCUGUUAUGGUAUCUGUUUAGUACAAUGACCAGAGUGCAUUGGAGGAGUAGGUCAACUUACUAGAGAACAUGUUUAUUGUUGGCUUUGAUAUGUUAGAAUGUGGAGCCGGUAGCAGCUGUGUACUAUACUGUUAACCUAAAAACACUUGUGAUUUCAGCGAUGUGUGGGGCUUGCUCCUGCAUUGUUAAACCUGGAUUCUGUUGGCUUGUAUGUAUGAAGUGCAUCUGCAACAAGAACUAGCAAAUACAAGCAUCCAUGAGUCAGGAUUGUAAGAUUGUAAGCAGAGCUUCAUGUGUAGCAGUGACAGUGACAGCGUGAGUCAAGAGGGCGUGGCCAAAUUUAAAUCAGGUACAGAAUGUGACUCAUGACGCAGUUUGAUUGGAUGUCAUUCAUAAUCAACAUUCGUUUAUAGGUGACCCCAGAAACAUCUGAGUUUGUAAUGAUGAUAAUAUGUUAAAUAUUAAUUAAAUUGCUUGAUAGAAAAUAAAAACAAAUGGGGACAAUUCAAGUCAAAUUUAUUUGUAUGGCAUUAUUUAGACACGAGGUAAAUCAGAGCGCGUUCACAGAGGGAAAGAAAGUUUAAAACAUAUGAUAGUGUGUAUGAUGUGCAAGCUGUGUUGAGUACAGUGGUAUGCACUAUAACUGUUCAAGAACAUAAGCUACUUUCAGCUGCUGAUGCACAAUGGAUGGACCAUUUGAUCUGACACAGAGUCUUGCCAGGUAUCCCCUCACACUCUUGAACCUCGACCUGCUAACCACUACACUAUGGAGCCAGGGUAUGAAUGUUAUAUUAAAAGUACAGAACUGGACUCACCUUCUAUUACAAGCUUAAUUCAUUCCUGCAGAAAGCAAAAACAGAGAAAUGACUGUAUCAUGACAGCGUAGCAGGAUAGCUAGCUUGUGCAACAAAUGAUUACUGAAUGCUAGCUUGAGUCAAUGCAGUUUUUGGCUCUGCCCCGUAACCUUUGAACCAUCAUGAGAUUAUGUCUUAAGAUAGAUGACAGAUCAUUUUUUGGUUUUCCGUAGUAUAGCGCUGUUUGUCAAAAUGUUUGUAAAACUACAAACUAAUUAGUUGUUAUAUUUUGAUGACCUUUCUCUUUUUUUCUUAAAAAAGGUUCUUGUAAUGUUUAUGGUGUUUAUAAUGUACUGAAUCUUGUGCCAUAUGGUUUUUCUUUUUCCUCUUCCUCUAACUGUGAAAACCUGUACUAGAUUUAAGCAAAAGAGUAAAAUAGUACCAUUAAUACAAAGUAAACCAUCUAGACUUGUUUAUCCAGAGUGGGACUCGCUGGACUGAGCAGGGAUUAACACACCCAACACUCCUAACGACCAAUCUACGGAGUCGUUUCUGGGUAUUUUUGUGCACGUUUUGUGGUUUUGGUCAGAAUCUAUUGAAUAUAUGUCACUCUGUGAGUCUUAUAUGUAUUUGACUGGAUUGUUUUUCAUACUUGUGGGAACACCAUAUUCUCUAUUAAAUGUUGUAUACUGUGAAAAAGCAGUUUUCUCCGUAGAGAUGACACCUCUAAAUAUCUGGACAGCAGGAUUUUCUGCAUAAUUAACCUUUGGUGAAUUUAAACCACUGAGCAUUCAGACCAAAUGUUGGUCUAGCUGAGGCUUCAUAUCAUCCCCAUGAUACCUCAGAAUGUACACAAAAUUAACAUGCGUGUGGCUAACAUGUAGCACAGGUCCCAGAAAUCCUCAUGUUGAUUAGUUGUGCCGGGCGCUUGAAGACAGCAGAUGGGUUGUCAUGACGGGAGAAUGUGGGAGCAGACACACUGUAAUCAGGCUGUCCAUCCCAACACUGGCCUUCAAUUACUUUGCAGAUGCUCACACGAUACCUCCUUUCCCUCCUCACUGAAGACUGAAACAGUUGCUGUUCUUGCAGCAGUGUAGGUGAACCAGAGCUUUCUGUGUAAUAUUACAUUUCUGUGUGCAACUAUUUUACCAAUUAAUUUCACAAUUUCUGAAGGGGGCGGGACUACGGCC